UCCCCCCUCGCUGGCCGGCUCGCUGCUCCUCGCCGACGGCAGCAACAUGGCGCCCGCUUCCCUUCUCGCUCGUUGCAGACGCGAAGUUAAACGACGAGCGCAUGGGCCUGGGUAAGGGCGGCCGCGUUCGCUGCCCGCCCCAUUGGUUACUACAAAACUGAGCCGCCGGCGCGGCAGGAAGCGGGCCCAUUGUACGACCUGGGGGUUAAAAGACUGCGCGGGCAGCAGGGGCUAUCGGGGAGAAAUCUUAGUCGCAUUUUCAGUGCGGCCACAUGAUAGAUAUGAUGGCGAGUUUGUAAAAUCUGUAUUCAUGGCGUGCCCUGACAUGUGCUGGCUAUCUUAUUUAUUACUCUGUUUUGCAGCGUAUUUUCAUAUACACGGAACAUUUUCUGUGAGCAUAAGCAAAUGUAAAAUGAAGGACUAGAAUUCCCCGUCUUUGUGGCCCGGCAAAGAGUGAAUUUGUGCAAGUGGUUACAAAGUGAAUUUUUAUUUUAAAACUGGACAUGGAUUAAUAUACUUGUAAUUUAGCAACACAGUGAGUAAAGUUCAGAGAAGCUUUGGGCAUAAUGCACAUUGUGAAAUAGAAGUUAGGUUAUAACGUGCCAAAAACCAUUAGAAGUGAAAAAGGUGCUGUUAUUGAAAUUAUGCAAUUUCUCUGCAUCAAAAUACAUAAUGAAUGCGAUCACUUAAGCCCUAAGUCCUGGGGAGUAUGGCAGCAAUGCAUAAUUAUGGAGGAAGAAGAAAGAUCAAUAAUUUAGAGAAACAGAAAUAUGCUGCUUUGGGUAUAGAUACAACUUAAGAUUUGUCUCCUGCAUGCCAAGGUCACUGUCACUGGAUAGCUUGAAUACUUCCUGAAGGGGAAGGGUGUAGAAUGAGGGAGAGGGGGCUGUGGCUGGAUGAGGAAGUGCAAGCAUUUUAGAGAACUAGGAAAGAUCUUAAAAUACAGUGCAACAAAGUAAUUGUUCCAGUGACACAUGCUAACAAAUAUAGAAUUAGGAAGAUGGAGCAAAUUCAUGACUGGAGGACUAGCAAAAGAGGGGGUGCUUUAAGUUUCUGAGGCUUUGGAGCUUCUCUGGGAGAGGUUGCUCCCUUUUGUAGCGUGUCAGUUCCUGAAAAUAGAAGAAGCUCACAUGGUGCUUAGAUAUGAAAGAACAAAUCAAUUAAAAUGCAAUGGAAAAACAACUUAGCCUGAUUCAGGUAGAAUACUCUACCAGCGGAAAGCUGAGAGUAGGAAUGGGGUGGUGAACUAAAGUGGCAAGCUGCGACAAGUCCAGGGCUGUUUCUGCAUACUGAGUAGUGAUGUUCUUGCACGGUAGUUAUCACUUUGAUUUUGGUCUUCCCAAAGUAGAUGAUACCAGGUUGUGAACUUUUGAAUUCAUUGCACUAGAUUGGAAGAAGAGAAAAUGAAUUGCUACUUUCAGCUGAAUAAUUAGAAGGGAAAAGGUAAAAAAAAUACAUGUGUUGGACCCCCUGUAGUAUGAGAAAAUAACAGAUAAACAGUGGUUAGCGGUACAGAAGAACAGAUGGAAAGCAGGAAAGGGAACGGUUCUUGGGGAAAUCUCCUUUUAAGCACAUAAGUUGUGAUUGGUGCUGCAUUUGAUGUGAAUGGUGGGAGGAGGGCAUGUGUGGAACUCUAGUUUUGCUCCGUGUAGGAGAAGGUUGUGACCAGACUUGCGGAGAAUUUCAGUGAGAUGUAAUCGCAAUCCUUUAUCAACUUUGGUUAUGGGAAACAAUUUAAUGAGGGGGGAAACCUCUCUUAAGGUACCUGUGUGGUAAAUCUCAUUAUUAUAGCAAAUAUGAUGGUGGCAGAAACAGGGAGAAUGGAAUAGAGUCUUUACAAAACACACAGCCAAAGGAAGUAUAAUUAAAAUAGCUGUGUGAGUCAGUAGCUUUUUGAAAAAAAUUGUUGCAGAAAGGGAGGAGAAGAGUCAGGGGCUAUUUUGUGAUGACAACAGGGUGAAAAUUGGCAGGAAAGUAAUAAAUUUUUCAAGUUCUAUAUGAAAGCAAGAACCAGCACCAGUGUAAUAAUGUGCCAGAAAACAAUGUGAGAAACACAAUCAUCACACAGUGAGCUAGAUGCUGAAUCACUGGGGUUUCCAAAUAAUCAGAUUAUUGGAAUUUUACUGUGUACCAUUAAAAUCUCACUUAGAUUUGUGCAAUACUCAUACAUUUUAGGUUAUUUCACAACUGGACCAGUUCAAAAAUACCAGAUUCUUGUAGUUCUGCUUAUUUCCUUUGACUUUGGUGAAGACAGCACAAACUGUGCAGCUCGUGGAGAAAGGCUGAAUCACUGACAGCAAGUUCAUAUUUUCUGCUUUUAAAAAUGUGUUCACUAGAAAGAUUCACAAGAUGCUGUUGGUUUCAUUGUGUAAUGAGAGUGGGACAUUUUGGCCAUCGUCACAUUUCUAAGCUUGUGUGGAUGCAACAGAUCUCCAUUUUAAUGAUUAUUACGAUGAAAAGUAGCCAUUGUUAUAAUAAUCUUAAGUGCUAAAAAAUUUUCUGUAUCUAUCACAUCAUUUUUAGUCCAUCCUCCUGCCGUCAUUCCCCUUGCCCUUACCUACCACCCCACAAGCCUCUUGAUCCAGCACAUCAUUCCUCACACACCACACAUACACACUCCACAUUCUAUAGUGGGCACUCUCUACUUGACUUACUUAUCCACUCAUCCAUCCCCACUGAUCUAUCUCCUGGCACUAUCCCUGUAAGCAUAACAAGUGCUAUACCUGCCCCAAUAUCACCUCCCUCAUCAUUCUUCCAGCAUUUUGUGUGUAUUGGUCAAGAUUUCGAGCAUCUGCAGAAUCUCUUGUCUUUGGUAAUUAUCUUAACCUAGAUAUCCUCUGAGGCUGUUCUUCCAAGUAGGCUGCUGUAUUAAUAUCAGUGGCAAGUUUACCUUGUAUAUCCAAGAAACAGUUCUAUUAGGAAUAUUGGGAACUAAGAUUUCAAAAGGAUUUGGCAGUCUAACCCUGUCAAAAUUCAGGGUUAAAGCCAAUGCACACUGGAAUUUUCAACAAAAAUAAAUCUCCAAAAAAAUGGGAAGAAUUCAGCAGGUCAAGCAGCAUCUGUGGAGGGAAUUCAUGAAAUAAACCUUUUAUCACCACAUUUGCUACCUGAUAUGUUCUCGUUAAGCAUUCUGGUUUUUAUAAAUCCCAUUGAAUUUUGCUUUGACUGGAAUUAUAACUUAAAUAAAAUUGUUAAAACUGUAAGAUGGUUUUUAACAUAGGGGAGAAAGAAACCCUGGUAUCUACAUUUUUAUUUAGCUUGUUACUUCAGUUCCAAAGUUGUGAUGUCUCAGAAGGAUGAAAAACUUCUUACCUAUUUAUUAAUGUAACCGUUUCCCUUGUUUAACCUACUAUCCAUGAAGUUUUAAUUCACUAAUCACCCAUGUGGUGUGCUGAUUCAGUUGCUCAGCAACAUUGUAUAAACAGCAACACACACAAAGUCCUGGAGGAACUCAGCAGGUCGUGGAGCUUCCAUGGAAAAGUGUGAACGUUUAUCUCCCCAUGCAAAUUGGAAUACAAUGUCCUUUAUCCACUAUAUCACCUAACAGGUGUAUAGCUUGCUGUGUAAGAACUGUAAAAGCAGUACAACUUAAUCAUUUGUAAAUAUAUUCCCCAAAGAACCUAGGAAACUUCUUACAAUAUUUAAAGAACAGAAAGAACAUUCGAAAAGGAAGACCCUCCAACGUGUUUAGUGUAAUAAACUGUUUCACUAUGGAUCCACAACUAUCAGUGGUACAUCAUAAGGAGUUUGCAAAACAGAAUGAAGAAUGUGCUGCUGGGUUUAAUAGUGAAGAAAAAUUAGAAACUGAAACACUAAAUUACAAUUCCAGAAAUUUAACUUGUGUGCAUUGUGAUUUCACAUAUACUGAUCAUGAAAUUUUGGAAAAGCAUCUUAGUUCAAUUCAUCCUGAAUUCUCUGAUUUAACAAAUAUUGUGCUUUAUCAGAAAACUGCCAAAUUGUUCCAUUGUCAGUUGUGUUUCUUCACAAACAAAGUGUAUAGUGAUGUUUACAAUCACGUUGCAAAGCAGCACCCAAAGUUGAGCAAAAGUGAAAUAGCUUCUCAGAUAAAAGAGCCGAGUGAAGGAACAGGCCAUGAAACAAACAAACAGCCACGAGCCACAAAGAGAAAACCAAAAGAAUCCAAAGUGAUUGAAAAAGGUAAGUCUACAAAAAGGAGAAGAAGAGGCCGAAGAAAACGUACGGAAACAACUGUGAGCACAAUUGAGUUAAAUCCUCCAAAGCCAGCAGAGACGGGCUUGAGCACAGUUGAAGGACAACCUGUUAAGAGAAAACCUGGAAGACCAAAGCGUAAGGUAGAAGAAACAAAAACUGAUUUAAACUGUUCAAAAUGUGGAAUUCGGUUUGGCAGUCUUAAUGAACUAAAUGCCCAUAAUUGUCAGAAGAAAAAGAUGAAAGAUUCUAACACUCCACCAUUUGAUUUUGAGCAUUCUGAUUACAGUGGUCGAUACUCAGCUCAGUAUGGAUCCACCCGUAAGUCUGCAGUUUCAAAUAUCAAUUCUAAAGAGCCAGCAGGUUUGAAUACAUCUGAAAAGUCAGCAGUUUUGAGUAAUCCUGAGAAACUGACCAUUUCAAAUAAUCCUGCAGAUAAUGCCAUUCCAAAUAACCUCAAUGAAUUGACAAAUUCAACUAAUGCCAAAAACCUGAUAACAUCAAAAGAUUCAGCAGAGACAUCUGAAGAAAAGAAUUAUGUAAAAAGUUUACAUGAAAAUGUUAAGUAUGUCAGAGGAACCUUUUUCUGUAAUUCUUGUAAAUUCCAUUGUAAAAGCAAAAGUAGUGCCCUGUAUCAUGUUGUAAGAGUACAUGACAAGCCUUAUCCUUAUAAAUGUGGUGAAUGUGGAAGAUGCUUUGUUAUGGACAAGGAGCUUCAAAGGCAUAUGUCAGUUCAUACUGGAGAAGCUUAUUACAAAUGUUCUAAAUGCGAUUUCGAAUCUGAUUAUGCCAGAGCAUUUAAGAAUCAUGAAAAGCAGUGUACUGCUCAACAGAGAGAAGAUAAUUAUUCAGAAAACACCGAUGCUAAGAAACAACAGAGUACAGUACAAGACAUAAAGUCAAUCAGUCCAGAACCGCCUUCAGUUGAGCCUCUUAGUUUUGGUAAGGAAGAACUGCAACCACAGGAAAAGUCUGUGUCAAAAGUGGAAUCUUCAGAAACUGUGUUACCAGCAGAAGGUAAAAAAUGUAUAGAGCUGAGUGCUGACCAGAUUCAGGACUCAAAUUUGCAACAUUUGAAAGCAGAAGAGCCAACAGUAGCUCCUCAACAAGAUACUGCAUCUUUAAAGGAGAUCAUAUCUUGUCUUGAAUGUGGAAAAACAUUCGAAGAGCAGGACAUGUACCAAAAGCACAAAGUUCUCCAUGCAGUUCAAAAGCCACUAAUUUCUGAGUUCACUCGUGAUGGAUCAGUAUCAAAUGAUGUGGAAAAAAUUACAGAAAGAAAAACUUUCAGUUGCAUUCCUUGCAAUAUCAAGUAUCAAAGUGAAGAGGAUUUACAGCAUCAUCUGAAUAUUCAUAAACCAAAUACUGAAGGCAAAAACUUUAACUGUGAGAUAUGUAGUGCCAGAUUUGAAAAACAAAUUGAUUUGCGCGAUCAUCUAAAAAUACACAAACAAAAUAUUUCAAAGACUAAUCAAGCUAAUAUGGCUGAUAACCGAACACUCUAUAAAUGUAAUUACUGCCCUUACAGCACUUACCUCUUUGUAAAUUACAUUGGACAUGUCAAGAUAGCACAUUCAAAUGAAUUUCCUAUCCAUUGCACAUCCUGUGGAGAUGGAUUUCAGCUUCCAGGUGAUCUAAGAAAACAUAAAUGUCAGCAGAGUCAAAGUGGCAGUGUAAUAUCUAAUCAGGGAGAUGAAUAAAGUUUUUCAUAUAAAAAUGUUAAAAUAGAGUGGUAUUCUAAUUCACAGUACGAAUAUUCCUUUUGUUCGUAAAUAAUUUUAAAUACAUUUUUUCAAUUUGAAGAAGGUGAUCUGGAUAAGGGACACAUGGUGAAGAGUGGUUCAAUUCUGGAUAUCAGUAUUGUUUAAAGUCUUAUUGUUGUGAGGCUCUGUCAUAAAUAAACCUUUCAAGAUUUUAAAAUAUGGUCAUUUACUAGUGCCCUUCAUUUCUUGUGUACACCUUUAAUAUUGGGAUAUAUUGUAUUUUUGGCUGAUUACUGAGGGAAUAUGUAACCUACAAGUAUUUAAUAGCCUUUUUCAUCUCUAGCUGGACUUUUGCGGAUAGAAGUAAUGGAAGAACAAUGUACUCUCAGUUAUAAGCAAUGCAUUGCUGGACUGAGGAAUUCUUAGUCUGAGCAAUGCACCUUAGUAAUUGCAUUAACUACUUCUUUCAACUCAUGAAAAUUUAAUUAGAAUUUUUAUUGAUUGCUGAGACAUCGUUUCAGUGCUUGCUUAAGCCUAGUGGCAAAUUACGAAUUUCCUAUUCUCGUGUUCUCUGUGCAGUUGAUUAGUAAUUCUGUUUAACUAGCUAGAUAAACUUGGAAUAUCAUGCUUUUUUGUUGUAAAGACAAAACCUACAAAAAAAUUCUUUUCAUAUUAUUAGAAAAAGAAAAUGUAAUAUUUUGUUUCUACUGUAUCCUAACAUGCUGUACAAUGUGUGACUGUUAAGUACUUUCAUUAAAUUAGCUUAAAAUUCCUUUUGGCUUUAGCAGGUUGUUGGUAAGCCUGUAACUACCAAGUGAGGUUGUCAAUGAAAUUUCCAUUUCCACUAUUAACAUAGGUAUUUGCUUAUUGUACAGAUUUUUAAUUUUGUGUUGAUGUUGUCUGCUAGCUCACUAUUGUACUUAGUGGAGGGUUAUAUUACAGGUUUAACUUUUUGCUAUAGUUUAAAUUUUUGCGUAUACUAACAGUAUUAGCCAUCUACUAAUGAGAAUUUGGUGCUGAAUAUUUCUGAAAUUAUUUCAGUGUAUUAUUGGCUUUUUGCUAGUUUUGUCCAUUCAACUAUCAAUAUGUCUUGCAGUACUUUUUGUAAGUAAAUGGAUAACCUUUAACAUCAAAAAUCCAGAUGAUUAAUGUUUUGAUAAUCUGUUUUGUUAAUGUAAUAAAAUAUUAAACAUUGUA
Molecule: messenger RNA, 7070 nt
Organism: Hypanus sabinus (Atlantic stingray)
Lineage: Eukaryota; Metazoa; Chordata; Chondrichthyes; Myliobatiformes; Dasyatidae
Product: zinc finger protein 729-like
Exons: 2
Coding region: 3711-5870 (719 amino acids)
Biological process (GO): regulation of transcription by RNA polymerase II
Cellular component (GO): nucleus
Molecular function (GO): DNA-binding transcription factor activity, RNA polymerase II-specific; RNA polymerase II transcription regulatory region sequence-specific DNA binding
Source: RefSeq, a predicted model, not a curated record